Molecule: messenger RNA, 310 nt
Organism: Engraulis encrasicolus (European anchovy)
Lineage: Eukaryota; Metazoa; Chordata; Actinopteri; Clupeiformes; Engraulidae
Product: aminopeptidase NAALADL1-like
Exons: 3
Coding region: 1-297 (98 amino acids)
Molecular function (GO): carboxypeptidase activity
Source: RefSeq, a predicted model, not a curated record
AUGGGUUAUAACAUCUCAAUUGCAGGGCCUCUGGAGAUUCGUAAGAUCAAUGACCAGCUGAUGCUUCUGGAUCGAGCCUUCCUGGAUCCACUGGCAUUCCCUGACAAAUACGCGUUCAGGCAUGUUAUCUGGGCCUCAAGGUCGUCAGGGUUGGCCACCUUCCCCGGUCUGGCAGAUGCAGUGGAGCAGGCCAAGAGGACGGGGGCAGAGGAGCACUGGGACCAGGCCCACAGACACCUGUCCAUACUCGCCCAGGCCAUCACAGGAGCAGCCAGCACCAUAGAGGAGGUCAUAUGAUGAGAACAGAGGA